UGCACUGUCGCGAAGCGCUGGUGGCUCUGUGUGUUGGGUACUUGCUGUUUCUAGAGUGGAAGACAUGGAUUCAGGAGCCAUGGGCAGCGGGGAGCCAGGGGCUGAGCAGAUACCCGGCAUGUGGUUCGAUGGCACAGAGGAUUUCACCACAACCUUCCACCAGCAUGUGUUGAAGUACGCUCCACUAAUUUAUACAAAUGAGGUGCUACCACAAAUCGAGAGGGAAGAGUUGGCGCAAGUCACGUUUCUCACCCCUUUGGAGUGGUAUCUGUUUGGAGAGGAUCCCAGUGACUUCAUGGAGAAACUCCAGCAAAGUGAGUCCCCUCCAUUGUGUGGAAGGGUGUUUACAGGAGGGGAGACCACAUAUUCAUGCAGGGAUUGUGCACUUGAUCCGACCUGUGUCCUUUGUAUGAACUGUUUCCAAAAUAGCGUCCACAAGAAUCAUCGCUACAAGAUGCAUUCUUCUAUGGGUGGCGGAUUCUGUGACUGUGGUGACACAGAGGCUUGGAAAACGGGACCUUAUUGCAAAAUCCAUGAACCCGGCUCAUUGAAAGAGGAUACAGGAUUUCGGUUGUCAGAAGCGCUCUUGGCUCAGACAAGGAAAGUCUUCCCUGUGAUUAUCCGACUUAUUGUGGACAUGUUAAUGUGGGAGGAACAAAAGCGUCUACCACAGUAUUUGGAUACAGGCCCAGAGACGUCGAACCACUAUUACUGUGUCCUUUUCAACGAUGAACAUCACUCUCAUGAUCAUUUCAUCUACAGUCUUCAGAGAUCCCUGGGUUGUGACCUCAAGGAAGCACAAACAUUGAUGACAGCCAUUGAGAGAGAGGGUCGCAGAGCUGUCAAAGAGAGCACUUUACAGGAAUGCCAGGAAGUAACAGAAAAUCUAAAGACCUAUUCAGAGAACGUUUCCUUGAGGCCCCUCCAUGUGGAGGUGUUACCGGCCCGUGUAAUGGCAUAUCAGAGUUUUGCUCUGAGUCUAGGGAAUUGGCUGAAUAAACUCUUGGCCUAUUCUAGUGAUUUUCGGCAGAUCUUUUGUCAAGUUUGUCUGGAACAAGAGGCAACAUACGGUUCUAAUCAGAUGUGCUAUAUCAGUCUGAUGAUUCUUUGGGAUGCAAAGCUCCCAAAAGGUGUUAGGAAGGUUCUACACAACCUGAUCUUCAGCAGUUUUUUUAUGGAAAUGGAGUAUAAAAAACUAUUCGCCAUUGAGUUUGUGAAGCAUUACAAACAGGUGCAGAAGGAAUACAUGGACGAUGAUCGUGACCGGAACAUCUCUGUAACUGCUAUUUCUGUUCAGGUGUUCACUGUUCCGACCCUGGCUCGGAUGCUCAUAGAGGAUCAAAAUGUCAUUACGGUCAUCACAGAGACGCUCCUGGAAGUCCUACCAGAAUAUCUAGACACCGACAACAAGUUUAACUUCCAGGGCUAUAGCCAGGACCGAUUCUGCCGAGUGUAUGCUAUAAUCUGUGAUCUCAAGUAUAUUCUUAUCAGCAUACCAACAUCCUGGUCAGAAAAGUUGAAAGUCAAGUUCCUAGAGGGAUUUAAGUCAUUCCUAUAUGUUCUAUCCUGUAUGCAGGGUAUGGAGGCCAUCAGCAGGAUGGUAGGACAACAUGUGGAGAUGGACUCUGAUUGGGAAGCUGCUAUUGCCAUGCAGAUGCAGUUGAAGAAUGUCUUGAUGCUGAUACAGGAAUGGUGCGGCAGCAAUGAAGAGAUCUUAAUGGAGGCCUACAAGGCUUGCCAUCAGACAGUCCUACAAUCUAGCAAUGCUACCAGUAGCCUUCAGAAUGUAAAAAUACGAAUUUGUGGACACACUUAUGAAAGCCACCCUUUCCGAGUGUCUUCGGAUCCCGUGAGCAUACAUCUACCCCUGUCUCGACUUUUGGCUGGUCUGCACGCACAGCUGAGCAAGACAGGAGCAAUCGCCAGACUUCCUCAGAAUAUUCACCCUAAGGAGUUCAUGGUGGAACAGCUUGUUGAGUAUCCUUUGAGGUGUCUGGUGCUUGUCGGCCAGGUGGCUGCGGAGAUGUGGCGCAGGAACGGGCUCACUAUAAUCAGCCAGGUGUUUUACUACCAAGAUGUUAAGUGCAGAGAGGAGAUGUAUGAUAAAGACAUUGUGAUGCUUCAGAUUGGAGCUUCCUACAUGGACCCAAAUCACUUCCUUCUAUUGAUGCUCCAAAGGUUUGAACUGGAAGCAUUUUUCUCUACGGCUUCAUCGCCCACCAAAGAUAUGGACCUGGCAAGACAAAGAAAUAUCUUAAUUGAAGAAAUGCUUCAUGUCCUUAUUUGUGUAAUUGGAGAGCGAUACGUGCCUGGGAUAAGCAAUGUAACCACUGAGGAAUGCAUGAUGAGAGAGAUCAUUCACCUGCUUUGCACAGAAUCCAUGGCUCACAGUGCUAUUGCCAAGGCCUUGCCAGAAACUGAAAAUGCUGACAUCUGUUUGGAUGAGGUGAUCCGUAAAGUGGCCACUUUCAAGAAGCCUGGAGUGUCCGGACAUGGAGUUUAUGAGCUGAAAGAGGAAUACUAUAAUCAGUUCAACAUUUUCUUCUAUCAUUAUACCAAGACACAGCGCAGUAAGGCUGAACACACACAGAAGAAAAGGCGAAAGCAAGAAAAUAGUUCUGAAGCAUUACCCCCACCCCCACCUCCAGAGUUCAGCCCUGCAUUUCGGAAUGUGAUUAAUCUUCUGCACUGUGAUGUCAUGAUGCACUUACUUCGUACCCUCCUACGCAGGGCAACAGAUGAUGAGCCAACGGCUUGGACUGAAGCCAUGAUACAAAUGGUACUCCAUAUUAUCGCUCUGGGUUUGAUUGAAGAAAAACAGCAGUUACAAAAAGCAACGGAGGAAGAAGUAUCUUUUGAAUUCUAUCACAAGGCAACAAGACUCGGGAGUGCAGAUGUCAAUGCUGGGAGUGUUGUGACCCUGUUAGACAAACUGAGGUGCAUCACUCAGCUGGAAUCACAGAAAGACAUGAUCAGCUGGGUGCGGCAGAUGUUUGAAGCUGUGAAGAGGCUGAGAGAGAAGUCUGGGCAAACCGCUAUAGCAGCAAUUUCCUCUGAUGUCACAGCAGGCGAUGAGGUACAGAGUCCCGUAGAGAAGGAGAAACGCAAGCGGAAAGCAGAGGCAGCGAGGCUCCAUCGGCAGAAGAUCAUGGCCCAGAUGUCAGCUCUUCAAAAAAAUUUCAUUGAAACUAACAAACUUCUUUAUGACAGCACUUUAGAAUCACCAGUAUGUGCCACUCCAAUGGAAGAAAGUUAUCCAGAUGAAGAAGGCUCCACGAUUGCCUUGGGGCCGAAGCGUGGCUCCUGUGUUCCUGAUAAGGAAGUGCUGACUUGCAUUCUGUGCCAAGAGGAACAAGAUCUUAAACUGAACAGCCAGACUAUGGUGUUAACUGCCUGUGUUCAGAAAUCUACCACUUUAUCCCAGUGUUGGGGCAAAUCUGUCAUACACUCAGGUGAGACCUUUGAUCCUCUUUUCACACACCCAGAGCUGUCUUGUGGGACCCAUACAGGCAGCUGUGGACAUGUAAUGCAUGCCGUAUGUUGGCAAAAGUUUUUCGAAGCUAUACAGUUGACCACACGGCAGCGUCUUCAUGUAGAUCUGAUUUUCGAUUUGGGAAAUGGGGAGUACCUUUGUCCACUUUGCAAAUGCCAUUGUAACACAGUCAUACCCAUCAUCCCUCUUGUUGCUGAGCAAGUGAAUAGUGUUGAUGCUGACGCUAUCGGCCAAGUAUUGUCCUUUUCCCGAUGGCUGGAUAUGAUCGCUGCUAGAAUUUCUGGUUAUAAACUGAAAAUCACUAAAGGGGAUAAUUCCAUAUCACCUGAAUUCCUUGAAUGUCAAGAGGGUCAGAGCCAUGAAUUCCGCUCCAUCUUAAGCUAUGGUGUUCAGUCUCCGCCCAGCUAUUCCACAACCACAAAAGAAAUGCUGCUGCACUUUGCUACCACUGUGUACCGCGUGGGCCUCUGUGUUGGGCCCAACGAAUCUGACCCACGUCUGGCCCUCAUGACCUGGAACACUUGUGCCUUCAGCAUCCAGUCCAUAGAGACCUUACUGGAUGAUGACGAUAAACCAUUAUUUGGAGCUUUGCAGAACAGACAGCAUGCAUGCCUCAAAGCCUUGGUAAAAUUCGCUGAAGCACAACGGAUAACAUGUCCCCAAACUACGAUACAGAAACACCUUGUUCAGUCGCUGGCAGUGUUUCUGCCGAACAUCAAGCUGGUGGACACCCCUUGCUUCCUGUCUGUGGAUGUGUUUCAUUUACUGGUAGGGUCAGUAUUGGCUUUCCCGACUCUGUAUUGGGAGGAAUCUGUCUGCCUGCAUCCUUCAUCUCUGAUCUCUGCUUACAACAAUCUCUACCUCUUCCAUCUGCUCACAAUGACUCAUAUUCUGCAGAUCAUUUUCACGUCAGCCACAGACACUAUGCCUUCUACAGAGCCAAUCGACUGUCCAGAGGCUGAGACUGCUGCAACUCUGUGUCGGAACAUUUCUCAGCUCACCAACGGGUGCUUAGCAGCAGAUAUUCCUGGCUGGUAUGUGUGGGACUGUGUGAAGAAAGGAAUUCUGCCGUAUCUGCGAUGUUCAGCCCUAUUUUUCCAUUACUUGCUGGGAGUGAGCCCUCCAGAGGUGCUGAAAUCACCAGCAUCUCCCGAUGCCCAGCUGGAAGCUCUCUGUACCUACCUCUCUUUACCAUCCAACGUACUCCUGCUAUUUCAAGACUACUGGGACACUGUGACGCCACUUAUUCAGAGGUGGGGAUCUGAUCCUUCUGUUCUGAGCGUUCUAAAUGGGGAAACUACUGCACUCAGGUAUCCACGGAAACAUAACACUUUAACUAAGCUCCCGGAUGACUACAGCGUACUCCUGAACCAAGCCUCCCAUUUUAGAUGUCCGAAAUCUCAGGAUAAUGAACGGAAGCACCCGGUUUUAUGUUUACUGUGUGGCACAGUUCUCUGCUCCCAGAACACCUGCUGCCAGGAGCUGGUAGAUGGGGAGACAUUGGGAGCUUGCACCUCACAUGCCCUACAGUGCGGAGCUGGGAUCUGCAUGUUCCUCAAAAUCAGAGAAUGUAAGGUGGUCCUAAUAGAAGGGAGAACGCGAGGAUGUAUAUACCCCGCCCCGUAUUUGGAUGAGUACGGCGAAACUGACCCAGGAUUGAAGCGAGGAAACCCACUCCAUCUGUCACACGAGCGAUAUCGGAAACUGCACCAGCUAUGGCAACAGCACUGCAUCGUUGAAGAAAUUGCCCGCAGCUUGGAGAUCAGUCAAAUAUUCUUUGGUUUUAAUUGGAGCUUGCUCUAAAACACUCUCACUGCACAGGGUGGAAGCUUUAACUUAUAUACUCCUCACAUCCCUGAGACUCACUGGAGACUAUUUUUCUUAAAAUUAUCUUCCUGAAUUGCACGAGUCCCUUCUGUAGGUGUUCUCUCCUCAUUCUCCUUACCUAUCAGUUCGAGGUAAUGUAAUCCAAAGCCUCCUACCGUUUACCGGUUUAUUAAACUGGUGUGAAACCAUACUGACUUUAUUUUAGCUGGUGUCUUUCCUUGACUAUACAGUAUAUAUGUUGGAUCAUUUGAGCAAUGGAUAACAUAUAUUUGUUUAAUAAAGUAAAUUCUGUUUAUAAUAUCAAA
Molecule: messenger RNA, 5625 nt
Organism: Pelobates fuscus (common spadefoot toad)
Lineage: Eukaryota; Metazoa; Chordata; Amphibia; Anura; Pelobatidae
Gene: UBR1
Product: ubiquitin protein ligase E3 component n-recognin 1
Exons: 48
Coding region: 65-5296 (1743 amino acids)
Biological process (GO): ubiquitin-dependent protein catabolic process via the N-end rule pathway
Molecular function (GO): ubiquitin protein ligase activity; zinc ion binding
Source: RefSeq, a predicted model, not a curated record